This is a messenger RNA of Penicillium digitatum Pd1, 1152 nucleotides long. Its product is annotated as putative 2-amino-3-carboxymuconate-6-semialdehyde decarboxylase. Gene Ontology annotation, cellular component: cytosol; cytoplasm. Gene Ontology annotation, molecular function: carboxy-lyase activity; hydrolase activity; oxidoreductase activity. The record is from RefSeq and is a predicted model, not a curated record. Gene Ontology annotation, biological process: secondary metabolic process. NCBI's taxonomy places the organism in Eukaryota, Fungi, Ascomycota, Eurotiomycetes, Eurotiales, Aspergillaceae.
AUGCCUCGUCCACUCGUAGUCGACGUCCACACUCAUGUAUACCCUCCAUCGUAUAUGGCGAUGCUCCGUGCUCGCAAGACAGUCCCUUACAUUCACGACCCAGCGAGUGGAGAGCCGCGCCUGAUAAUCCUCUCAUCGGACGAUGACCCAUCCGUUCCAAUCGACGAGCGCGGCCGUCCCGUCGAUACAUCAUACUCCGACAUCACUGUCAAACUAACCUUCAUGCAACAGCAUGGCAUUGACUGCAGUGUGAUUUCUCUCGCAAAUCCCUGGCUGGACUUCCUCGAUCCUGUCGAAGCCCAGCGAUGGGCUGAGCGCAUCAACAACGAUCUAGAGGAAACCUGUGCCAAAAUCAAUAAUUCCACGGAUCGGGACGACUUUCUCCCUUUAGAGGGGAGAUCGACUUUGUUUGCAUUUGCAACUUUACCGCUGAGCGCGCCCAGUACAGAUAUCAUCGCUGGCGAAAUCAGGAGACUUAAGACCCUGCCUCAUAUCCGUGGCGUGAUUAUGGGGACCUCCGGACUGGGAAAAGGUCUCGAUGAUGAACAGCUCGGUCCGGUUUGGGCUGCUCUGGAAGAAACCCAGUUCCUUCUUUUUUUGCAUCCUCACUACGGUCUCCCUGAUGAGGCGUUUGGUGGUGCUGCGGUGACAAAGCGCUAUGGUCAUGUCCUCCCCCUGGCUCUUGGGUUUCCGCUCGAGACCACCAUUGCAGUUACUCGCAUGCUACUGUCUCGAGUCUUUGACAACUUUCCGCGGCUUCAGAUUUUGCUGGCGCAUUCGGGUGGCACUUUGCCCUUUUUAGCGGGGCGCAUCGAAAGCUGUAUUCUGCAUGAACGGAAGUUUAUGGAGAACGGUGGCGAUCUUCCUGGCCCGCAGAGGAGUAUUUGGGAGGUUCUGACAACAAACAUCUUCCUUGACGCUGUCGUGUACGGGACUGCUGGGCUCAAAGCUGCUGUUGCUGCCGGGGGAGGUACUGAUCGUCUCAUGUUCGGUACUGAUCAUCCUUUCUUCCCACCUCUGAACGAGGGUGAAAAGGAUUGGAUCAGUGUGACGACCAACUACAAGGCCAUUGAAAGAACUUUCGAGGGGGGAAAAGAAGCUAUAGCUGCUGUUUUGGGUGGCAACGCUGCUCGCAUUUUGAAACUCGAAUAA